This is a messenger RNA of Paracoccidioides brasiliensis Pb18, 558 nucleotides long. RefSeq lists its product as uncharacterized. The transcript is spliced from 2 exons. Gene Ontology annotation, molecular function: carbonate dehydratase activity; zinc ion binding. The record is from RefSeq and is a predicted model, not a curated record. The coding region runs from base 1 to 558 and encodes 185 amino acids.
AUGGCAACCCAAAUCCAACAAAAGCUCCAAGACAGAAAUGCCGGAUAUGCAAACACUUUCAAUCAGAGUCAUCUUGCCAUUCCCCCUGUGGAGAAAUAUCUUGUUCUGACCUGUAUGGAUGCCCGUAUCGACCCCUCCUCCGCCUUUGGCAUCUCCCUUGGAGAUGCCCACGUAAUCCGUAAUGCCGGCGCCAGCGCCCGCGAUGGCUUGCGCUCCAUUGUCAUCUCGCAGCAGCUGCUAGGAACCCGCGAGAUCCUGCUCAUCAAGCACACGGGCUGUGGCAUGCUGACCUUCACCAACGAGCAGGCGCAUGCUCUUGUUGAGAAGAAAUUGGUGGAGAGUCACAGGCAGAAUGGAACUGGCGCUGCGGAUGGCGGGUGUAGGGUGCUCGAGGCGCUGAAGAGGGAUAUUCCGGAUUUCCAGCCGUUUCCACUGCUUGAGGAAGCGGUUAGAGAGGAUGUUAGGUGGCUGAGUGAGCAGGUGCUGGUUACGCCUGGGAUUCCAAUUUCCGGGUGGGUGUAUGAGAUUGAGACGGGGAAGGUGAGGAAAGUUGUGUAG